CAGAGUGCACGCGAAUACGGAAUGGAAGAAGCACCGGGGGGUAGUUCUGAGGCCAGGGCUGCCGAGAGCCGCGGUUUCUUCGUUGAGGACUCUGGUCCGUCUGAUCGGGAGCAGCAGGAUGCCCCGAAACCUGGGAGAUUGGAGCUCCGAGAGGACUGGCUGGCUGCUCACCCUACGCUCACAAGGAUGAUGUCAUUGGAUGUCGCAGACAGCGGCCGUGUGUAUGCCGCUUUCUUAGUAUACUUGGACCUCUUAGAAGCUAGAAACUGGCAUGAGGUCUCCUAUGUUGGGCUAGCAGAAUUCCAGCUCGUAUGUCUUCACGGGCGCGAGAGAGAAGGUGAUGAUUUACAAGUGGUGGUGCCAACUCCAGCCCACGUGCCAUUCAGCCACGAGAGGAUGAGGCAGAUCAUGAAGAGAACGCACACGGUGUCCGAUUCCCCAAUGUCCAUCACGCUGGCUAUAGUUGAAUCAGAUUCAACAAUAGUCUACUAUAAGCUGACGGACGGUUUUGUCAUGCCCGACCCUCCUGACGAUACCGAAGACGUGGACAAUAAACAGUGUAGGAAAAAAAGAAAGAGGCUUUUGAGAUGAGAGAGCCCCAGCCAGUCUAAAAAUGUGUUAUAUAUGUGAAUGGGAAACGGUGCAUUAGGGUUCAACAUCUGCUUUGCAAAUCCUUGCUAAGUCUUGAGAACGGGCAAGACAUUGGAAAUGCAUAUUUUGCAAAUAAAAAAAUGGGACAUCAAAGAGGUCAUGGACCAGUUCAAGAAUCUGUCCUCUCCUCCUCAUUAAGUCUAGGCGGGUGAGGUUGUAUUUGCAGACAAGUUCC
Molecule: messenger RNA, 826 nt
Organism: Gekko japonicus
Lineage: Eukaryota; Metazoa; Chordata; Lepidosauria; Squamata; Gekkonidae
Gene: TSEN15
Product: tRNA splicing endonuclease subunit 15
Exons: 4
Coding region: 22-591 (189 amino acids)
Biological process (GO): tRNA splicing, via endonucleolytic cleavage and ligation
Molecular function (GO): nucleic acid binding
Source: RefSeq, a predicted model, not a curated record